UGACAGUAUGUUGCGGUAGAAAUUAAAAACAAUCAACAAUACAUCAAUGGAAGCUCGUCUUUUGAGAACCGGAUCGAUUCCACUCCGGUCACCGGCUCUGCCAGGAUCGCCAAAAGUACAUCUCUCGCGUCACGGUUCCGGAGUCUUCUCCGGCGAGAGAACCUCUAGUUCUUCUAAAACCUCGCUCCAUCUCGAAAUGAAUGGUCGAAGGGAUCGCGCUCCUAUAAGGCGAGUGAUGUCGGAUUCCGACGUUAUCCGAUUGACGAGCAGUGUUUUUGGAGGAUCUCGGUGUUUUCAAUCAAGAAUACCGGAGGAGGAAUGUGUGUCCGAUGGUGAGGUGGAUGACCUUUUAUCAUUCAUGAGCAGGGGAGUUGAUUGGCCAAGUUACACACCAAUAGCUCCCGAGUACAGUAUUCCAACCGACGAGUUUGGGAUUUCUGGCAACGGAAAGGGAAGAUCGGGAAACGACGACAGAAAAUCUGGAGACGGUAACGGAGAUGGUAGAUUCGGUGAUAGGAGCAAAAUCGGCGACCAUUACAGAGAAAUGUUGAAACUUAAUCCCGGCGAUUCGCUUCUGUUGAGAAACUACGGCAAGUACAUGUAUGAGGUGGAGAAGGACGUUGAGAAAGCAGAGGAGUACUUCGGAAGGGCGAUACUGGCGAGUCCCGGCGACGGAGAAGUGUUGUCUCUGUAUGGGAAGUUGAUUUGGGAGACGCAGAGAGACGAGGGCAGGGCCAAGUCUUAUUUUGAUAGAGCUGUUUGUGCUUCUCCUGAUGAUUGUAUGGUGCUUGGAUCGUAUGCACGCUUCAUGUGGGAAUCAGAGGAGGAUGAGGAUGAAGAAGAAGUGGGAGUUUCACCGGCCAUGGUUGCAGCCUUCUAGCAAAAAUAGAAAAUAUUUGAUUAAUAAUUUAAUAAAUCGUAAUUAACACUUGUUAUUAGGCGUAAUGUUAAUUAAGUGGGUCUGAUUAACUUCAGUAACAAGACAAUAAGUCAUGUAAUUUUCA
Messenger RNA from Rubroshorea leprosula, 1004 nucleotides. The record is from the annotation of a GenBank genome assembly. NCBI's taxonomy places the organism in Eukaryota, Viridiplantae, Streptophyta, Magnoliopsida, Malvales, Dipterocarpaceae.